Aspergillus oryzae RIB40 is the source of this 423-nucleotide messenger RNA. RefSeq names its product putative L-PSP endoribonuclease family protein Brt1. Bases 1 to 423 code for a protein of 140 amino acids. Lineage: Eukaryota; Fungi; Ascomycota; Eurotiomycetes; Eurotiales; Aspergillaceae. The record is from RefSeq and is a predicted model, not a curated record. Gene Ontology annotation, molecular function: deaminase activity. The transcript has 3 exons. Gene Ontology annotation, cellular component: mitochondrion; cytosol.
AUGUGGAAGCCCAACAGGACACCCGUCCGCACGCAGGACGCACCUUUGCCUCCGUCCUUCCUCUCGCAGGCCAUCGUGGCCGGUGAACAGAUCUACUGCUCGGGACAAGUGGGUGUGAGUCCCAGCACGGGAAAGAUGGUCGAAGGACCCAUCCAGGAGCGAACGAAACAAAUCCUCCGCAACCUGAGUGCCGUUCUCGUCGCGGGCGGCUCGAGUCUCCAGGACGUGGUGAAGGUGAAUAUAUUCCUGGCGGACAUGGGGGAUUUUGCCGCGGUGAACGAGGUCUACGAGAGCUUUUUCCAGGAUCCCAAGCCGGCCCGGACGUGUGUGGCUGUCAAGACGUUGCCACUGGGAACGGAUGUUGAGAUUGAGUGUACGGGCCUGGUGACGAAGAGACGAACUCAGGGGAACUCUCGUCUGUAA